AUGACUCACUGGAAUGUGUUCUCUUUUGUGUUCUGGGGCACAAAUAGCACCUUGGAGUCACCACUGAUGCAUGAAGUUUCAGAACUGCAGCAGGGCAGUGGCAACGGCAGCUCGGGAAGCAGCCUGGGUGGCUCUAUCACCGCAUGUAAGAAGGUUCUUUGCAGUAAUAGCCUGCUUGAGUCAACAGAUUACUGGUUGCAGAAUCAGAGGACGCCCUGCCAAAUUGGUUUUGUAGAAGACAAGUCUGAAAACUGUGCUUCUGUCUGCUUUGUGAACCUGGAUGUGAACAAGGAUGAAUGCAGCACAGAGCACCUGCAGCAGAAGUUGGUCAACGUUUCACCAGAUCUUCCAAAACUUAUCAGCUCCAUGAAUGUCCAACAGCCAAAAGAAAAUGAAAUUGUCCUCCUAAGUGGGUUAGCAUCUGGCAAUCUCCAAGCAGAUUUUGAAGUUUCACAGUGCCCUUGGCUGCCAGAUAUCUGCUUGGUCCAAUGUGCAAGAGGUAACAGACCAAACAGUACCAAUUGCAUCAUCUUUGAAAUCAACAAAUUUUUGAUUGGUCUGGAACUGGUGCAGGAGCGGCAGCUCCACCUGGAAACAAACGUCUUGAAACUGGAGGAUGACACAAACUGUUCUUUAUCCUCAAUUGAGGAAGACUUUCUCACCGCGUCUGAGCACUUGGAGGAGGAAAGCGAGGUGGAAGAAUACAGGAAUGGGUAUGAAAAUAUAAAUGUCUCAGCCAAUGUUUUGGAGAGUAAAAAGCCAAAGGAAGCUACCCAGGAGGAAUGGAAUUACAAGGCAAAGUUGCUUUAUACUUUGGAAGACAAAUACAUUGGCAAAUAUCAUACACCGUUCGUUAAAAUGGAACGAUCUCCGGAAAACCUAGCAGAGAACACAGCCUUGCAGGGUCUGGGUGCCUCAGCCAAGCCUUCACAGUGGAAAGGUGAGGCUGUGGGGAAUGUGAGACAAGCCACAAAUUGUUAUUGUUCAGAAAUCUUUAAAGGUCAAGUGGAAAAAUCACAGGCUCUGCAUAUUCCAAGUGAUGCUUAUUUCUCCACGAUGGUUAAAGAGAUACCUUCUGCAUGUGGCACUGUCACUGAGCAGGCCAGCCAGCUGGACUCAGGAGACCAGGAAGAUGCAAGAAACUCUAUUCCUCCUGAACAAGACGGAGAAGUCACAACUGGCGAGUAUGCUACAAAUUUAGCAGAAUCCGUGCUGCAAGACGCAUUUAUUAGACUAUCUCAGUCUCAGCCUACACUACCCCAGGAAUCUGCAGUCAGUGUGUCUGGAGGAAGUGCUCUGCUUCCCAGUUGCUGCUCCACAAAAGAUAUUGUGGUCCCUCGGUCAUGGAAUGAGCUCCCCAAAAUUGUCAUUGUCCAGAGUCCAGAUGGUAGUGAUGCUGCCCUGGAGCCAGGCAUCUCCUCGUGGCCUGAGACGGAAGUCUCCGUGGAAACCUCAGGUGCCCACUCUGGAGAAAACUCCAGCAGACAUCCCCAGAGUGCUCUAGAAGUAGCAUUAGCUUGUGCGGCCACUGUAAUUGGGACCAUUUCCAGUCCACAGGCCACAGAAAGACUCAAAAUGGAGCAAGAGGCCCUAGUAUCACACUGUCAACUGGGUGACAGUGAAGCACUGCAAACUCAAGCAUCCCCUGCAGCCAGGGAGCCUUCCCUCAGCGAAUACUCCUUUCCAUCUGCUUUGUGUGGCAUGACUCAGGUGGCAAGUGCCGUUGCUGUCUGUGGCCUGGGUGAAAGAGAAGAGGCGACGUGCCCUGUGGCUCCAAGUGGCUCCUUACCUACAGCUGAGUCUUCUGAAGCAACCCCGCCACUUUAUGGUUUAGCAACAGGGAGAGGGAUGGAGCUGGGAAAGGAAGCCAUUGUGGAGGGGCUGCUCAAGGAGGCUGCUCUGGUUUUAACAAGGCCUAACAACUACAACAGCAUUGGAGACUUCAUGGAAUCCAUGAACAGGAGAAUCAUAGACACUGCUUCAAAGCCUCAGACCCUAUGCUCAGAAAAUGUCCUCAGGAAUGAUCUGGCACAGACCCUGUCCAAUGUGAUCCUGAAGCAUUCCAUUGAUGAAGUUCACCGGAAAAAUCAAAUAAUCAACCCCAAUGAUGGCAGGCCUUCCUCGGAAACUCUGGACAUCUUAAUGGAAAGUACAAACCAACUGCUCUUCAAUGUGGUAUGCUUCACGUUCAAGAAGAUGAGCCAUAUCAUACAGCUUGGUGAACAUUCCACUGUGCUUUCCAAGGAGACAGAACUAGGCUACCAGCCAUGGGAUCAGGCUGCUGGUCAAACACGAACAAAAGCCACUGAACACUCCAGCAGCUAUCCACUCAGCGAUGCUCUUGUGGAUGACAUGUAUCCAAAGCAAGACCGCAAGGGUGGCAUGAGGCCAGGUCUCUUCAAGAACCCCACACUGCCAUCUGAAUUAUCAUGUAGUCAUGGAGUGCCAGAUUCUUCGGUUGCUAAAACAUCCCCCAAGGAAAUAUAUCUGAAAGGAAUGGUGGCAGAGGAUACAAAAAGCCCUCAUCAGACACCCAGUCAUGGUGACAAUGAAUGGAGAGCCUGUUUCAAAGCAGAAAGGUCACUGACAGUAGGCCAGUGCAGGAGUGGUUCCCGGGAUGCUGAGGACAAUAUCAACCCAGAUGCCCAAGAAAAGUACGAUUGUGCCACACCUCUAAACAACGAAGCUCAAGGUAAUCUGUCCUUGUUAGGGGAUGACUUGCCACUUCCUGCUCAAUCCAUGCUGCAAGCAAAGCAUGCAGACAUCUACUGCAUUGCAGACUUUGCCGAAGAAUUAGCAGAGACGGUGGUCUCCAUGGCAACCGAAAUAGCAGCGAUUUGCCUUGACAACUCCAAUGGGAAACAACCCUGGUUUUGUGCAUGGAAAAGAGGGAGCGAGUUUCUGGUUACACCCAACGCAUCUUGCCGAUCCUUGAAGAGAAAGAAGGAAAGCCAGGCGGGUGGGGCUGCUGUGAGGAAACACAAGCCACCCCGGCUCAGUGAGAUCAAGAGGAAGACAGAUGAGCACCCUGAGCUUAAGGAGAAGCUUAUGAACAGGGUUGUGGACGAGUCUAUGAACCUUGAGGACAUCCCGGAUUCCGUCAAUAUCUUUGCAAAUGAAGUGACCGCCAAGAUCAUGAACCUAACGGAGUUCUCCAUGGUGGACGGCGUGUGGCAAGCCCAGAGCUACCCCCGGAAUCGGUUACUGAGCGGGGACAGGUGGAGCCGGCUGAAGGCCUCCAGCUGCGAGAGCAUCCCCGAGGAGGACUCGGAAGCCAGGGCCUAUGUCAACAGCCUGGGUUUCAUGAGUACCUUAAGCCAGCCCGUCAGCAGGGCCAGCUCGGUCUCCAAGCAGUCGAGCUGCGAGAGCAUCACCGACGAGUUUUCCAGGUUCAUGGUGAACCAGAUGGAAAGCGAAGGGAGAGGGUUUGAGUUACUGCUGGAUUACUACGCCGGCAAGAACGCCAGCAGCAUUCUGAGCUCAGCCAUGCAACAGGCGUGCCGGACGAGUGACCACCUCAGCGUGAGGCCGAGCUGCCCCUCUAAGCAGUCCAGCACGGAGAGCAUCACCGAGGAGUUCUAUAGGUACAUGCUCAGGGACGUCGAAAGAGACAGCAGAGACAGCGCCUCGUCCAGACGGAGCAGCCAGGAUUGGACGGCUGGCUUGCUGUCCCCCUCUUUGCGGUCCCCGCUUUGUUACAGACAGUCGUCGGUGCCGGAUAGCAGGUCCCCCUGUGCCGGGUUGACGGUCAGUGCGCCCAUCAAAGCCAACUCCUUAGAUGGCUUUGCUCAGAGCUGCCCGCAAGAUUUCCUAAACGUGCAGCCGGUCGGUAGCGCUUCCUCGUCGGGUCUCUGCCAGUCGGACUCUUGCCUGUAUCGGAGAGGUGGGACUGAUCACAUCACAAACAUGCUAAUUCACGAGACGUGGGCAAGCUCAAUUAAGGCCCUCAUGCGCAAGAACAAAAUUAUCGUGGAUGACGCAGAGGCCGCGGCUGCUGAGCCUGGGCCUGGUCCCUUACAGGGGGAGAAAUGUGCGAAUAAAUUAGCCGCGAGCAGGGUGUACGGCGGGCCAACUCUGCGCGUUCAGGAGCCUGUCGAUUACCCUAGGAGAGACUCUGCUGCCGAAAGCAAACAUCUUCCAGUGUCAUCUCCAAGCAAAACUGCUCCUCUUACAAGCCACAGCAGUGUAGAUGCUAAAAAGGAAACUUCCUCGUGUCAUGAUGCUGUCCCUCUAAACCACACGAGACAAUCUCUUUGCUCAAGGGAAGUGCCUUUGAUCCAGAUAGAAAUAGAUCAGAGAGAAGCCUGUGCUGGAGAACCCAAACACAGCCUUUCCGAAAGCAGCCCCCUAGAGGAAGCCGAAGAGCAUUUGAAUGAAGAAAAGGUCCCAGAUGGGGUAAGAGGUGGAGACGCAGAUGUGAGCGUCUGUCAAAACCACAGUCACAGCCUUGAUGCCAGAGACGUACCAGAGGCGGAAGUGUCUACAGAUGCCAGAGCCCCUGACGAGUUCCCCAACCCUCCCAGCAGCAGCGAGGAGAGCACAGGCAGCUGGUCCCAGCUGGCCAACGAGGAUGACAACCCAGAUGACACAAGUAGCUUUCUGCAGCUCAGCGAGCGAUCCCUGAGCAAUGGCAACAGUAGUGCCACUAGCAGUCUUGGCACUAUGGACCUGGACAUUUAUCAGGAAAACAUGCCAUCUCCUCCCAUGAUUAAUGAAUUAGUAGAAGAAAAGGAGACUCUUAAAGGACAGUCAGAAAACAUAGAGGAACGUGCCUCCCAACUGCCUGUGGGACCAGCCGGCCCCCAGAGGAGUCUGCUGGUGAUCAACUUUGACCUUGAGCCAGAGUGCCCUGACGCCGAGCUUCGAGCCACUCUGCAGUGGAUAGCUGCCUCCGAACUUGGGAUUCCCACCAUCUACUUUAAGAAAUCUCAGGAAAAUAGAAUUGAAAAGUUUCUAGAUGUCGUGCGGCUGGUUCAUCAGAAGUCCUGGAAAGUGGGGGAUAUCUUUCACGCAGUCGUCCAGUACUGCAAAAUGCAUGAGGAGCGGAAGGGUGGGAGCCUGAGUCUCUUUGACUGGCUCUUGGAACUGGGAUAAGGCAGGCUGCCCUGUAGAUCAUUCCUUCCCUUUGUUCCAGCUUAUAUUACAGUGGUUUGUUCUAGAUGCUCUAAAUGUUCUCAAAACAUCACAUCACAUUAGCAGAGCUAUAAAAAAAAUCUGCUACUCAAGUUCACUGCACACAGAAUAAAUCUAAGGAAAAGCAAAAUAUAGGUCCGUCCAAACCCAUACAACCCGUGGGAGAGUUACAAAGAGCUUGCGUUAGAGGGGCUGGAAAAAGAGAAAUUUGCUCGUUAUGAGGCCCAAACUCCAGGAAAGCUACACUCACUUAUGUUUAAUCAUAUAAAAUGAUCUGUAAUGUCUUCAAUUAGGCAAAUUAACUGGAAAUAAACAGAUUGGUCGAAAUAAUUUAUAAAUUAUGCUGUAACCUAUAUUUUACUUUUCUGAGCAUAUUAAGGGGCUGCCAGUCCAGGGAAACACUUAAGAUAUGGGUAAGAAAUCCCCAGGCCUUUAUAGAAAAGAUUUCCACUUUCAGACCAGUAUCAGUGGAUAUUGAUAAAAGGAUAUCGGUGUCCUCUACGGAGGUGAUUUUAUUUAUUCACUGCAACGUGCUGACAAAUAUCUCACUUCUCCCCUACAAUAUCUGGGCUCCUAUUUAGCCAGAAACCUGUUGGCAUUCAGCUGACGGAGAGGGAUAUCGAAGGUUGUCUUGUUUCCAACACUAUGUUACUUGGGUAACGUGAUUACAGAAUUCUUACCCUAACAGAAAGCUUUAUUACUUAACAAAAAAAAAUCUUUUGAGAUUAAAUCUGCUUGUGUCUUGAAAUACAUAAAAUAUAAACUUUCACUUUAUUUUAUUGUAAAUUAUGAAGAGAUUGUUAUCUUAAAUAAUAUAUUGAGUUAGCUUAGAGCUUCGUAAAAUAUGAAGAGAUUGAUGUCUAAAGUCAUAUGUUGACAUUGAGCUCAGUGGUUUGUUUCAUUAUGAAUGUGUUGGUUCCUGUAUGGCAGACAUGCCACUCCAAUGACAUUUAUAAUGAUGGAAGCAGGGUAAUAGCCUUGUGUUUGACAUGGCCAGUUAGGAUCACAGACUGUCCCUGACUCAAAGAUAUUAGCAUUCAAUUUGGGGGAAAGAAGACUUUAUCACAUUUUAAGUAUUUUAAUAAUAGAGAUUUACUCUUUUGGAAAAUAAAGGCAUCUAAAUGUAUCCCUAAUAAGUCUUCUUUCCUUUCAACUAAAUGAACUACACUGACUUUUAUUUUCUUGAUCAAAGAUGUGUUUAUUAACAAUUUCCAGAAAUACUAUACUUUUAUUCUGUUUUUAAAGAUCAUGAAGUAAUUUUAAAUGUGAACAAGACCCCACACUGUCAAUGCUGGCCUCAUCUGAUCUACCAUCCAAAUCUUGAAAGGCCAAGAAAGCUCCCUCCUAAGCUAUACUUCCUCCCUCCACCCACCCCAGGAAUCUUUGCCAGUGCUCAUUAGUCAUUUAUUACACAAAUAGUCAAAAUUUAGGUUUUAUGUUUAAUUUGACACAUUAACCAAAUGUCAAAUUUUAAAAUAUAUCCACCAUCUCAAGCUAAAAUGUGCUUCUUUGUGCUAAAAAAAUGGGAAAUGAUAUAUUUAUUUUUUAAACAGUCCCAGAAUAUUGUGUUUAAAAUUUUCUUGUGCUCGAAUAAAUGUUUACUUAUCUUACAAAGCACAAAUACUGGAUUGUAACCAUGUGAUGAAGUUAUCUAUGUUGUACUUAACGUUGCAAACUAAUCAAUAAAUUACUGUUG
This is a messenger RNA of Lemur catta (Ring-tailed lemur), 6829 nucleotides long. RefSeq names its product SPHK1 interactor, AKAP domain containing (gene SPHKAP). The coding region runs from base 1 to 5094 and encodes 1697 amino acids. NCBI's taxonomy places the organism in Eukaryota, Metazoa, Chordata, Mammalia, Primates, Lemuridae. The record is from RefSeq and is a predicted model, not a curated record. The transcript has 11 exons. Gene Ontology annotation, molecular function: protein kinase A binding. Gene Ontology annotation, cellular component: cytoplasm.